AUGGCCAAAUGUGGAGUGGUGCCGGCCGAGGAAAAGCAGUUUAGAGGCACGAUGUCGGCCACGCAGGGGAUGAACCGUCGCGGCGUCUACAACUACUUCCUCAACAUGGUGGCCUAUCAGAUAUGCUGCUGCUGUGGACCCGCUCCCUGCUCGCUCUGCUGUGCCUUCUGUCCUCCGGUCAAAUCCUCCACCAGCACGCGGGUCAUGUACACACUCUUCCACAUCAUGAGCUGCGCCGUCUCCUGCCUCAUGCUGUCGCGCAACGUCUCCGAGCUCGUCAGGGAAAAUGUGCCUUUCUUCAACAUGGUGUGUGACCAGGCGCACGGCGGAGGCCACUGUGAGAUGCUGGUGGGCUACUCGGCGGUCUACAGAGUCUGCUUUGGCACUUCCUGUUUCUAUCUGAUGAUGGCGAUCUUCCUCAUAGACGUAAAGUCCAGCCAGGACUUCAGAGCGCUCAUAAACAACGGCUUCUGGUUCCUGAAGUUCAUCACUUUGCUCGGGAUGUGCACUGCUGCCUUCUUCAUCCCGACAGAGUCCUUCCUGCACGCUUGGCAUUACGUUGGUGUGGUGGGAGGAUUUGCCUUCAUCCUCAUCCAACUCAUCCUCAUCACAGCUUUUGCACACACAUGGAACAAAAACUGGCUGACCGGAGCGGCAGAAAACAAGCGUUGGUACCUGGCGGUGUUAUGCGCCACCCUCUUCUUCUACACCAUCGCCACCAUGGCCUUCACCUUCAUGUACAAGUACUACACACACCCCAUCGCCUGCCACUUCAACAAGGCCCUGCUGUGGAUCAACCUGGGACUGUGCGGCCUCAUGUCCUUCAUUGCCGUCACACCGUGCGUGAAGCAGAAGCAGCCUCGGUCGGGGCUCCUUCAGGCCUCCAUCAUCAGCUGUUACGUCAUGUACCUCACUUUCUCGGCGCUGUCCAGCCGCCCGCCGGAGAAAGUUGUGUACCAGGGCAUGAACAUGACCGUCUGUUACCCGACUGUGGGGCAAGAUGACAUCCAGAACGAGGGCAACGCCGUCGCCAUCAUCGGAGCUGCCAUCAUGUACUGCUGUGUACUCUUUGCAUGUAAUGAAGCUUCCUACUUGGCGGAGGUGUUUGGUCCAUUUUGGAUGAUCAAAGUUUACCGCUAUGAGUUCCAGAAAGCCAGCUGCUGCUUCUGCUGCCCCGAGGAAGAGGAAGUCGAGGAGGAUUUUGAGAUUGAGGAGGAGGACAAAGGCUGUCAGAAGGUGAUUCAUAACGAGACCCAGCGAGUGGCUUACAGCUACUUCUUCUUCCAUUUUGUCUUCUUCUUGGCCUCGCUCUACGUCAUGAUGACCCUCACGAACUGGUUCAGGUUAGUCGUUGACACCGCUAAAAACACUGACCCAUCCAAGUUUAAACUGUGUUGUCGUCCGUUCUCCAGCUAUGAGUCUGCAGUGCUGGAGACCACCUUCACCCACGGCAGCUGGUCUACCUUCUGGGUGAAGAUGUCGUCCUGCUGGGCUUGUGUGAUCCUCUACCUCUGGCUGCUGCUGGGCCCUCUGUGCAGCUGUCAGACCGAAUCAAGACCUCGCCGCUCACGCAUCAAACGUCGCUCAGCGUCCUCCCGUCACGUCACUGUCAGCGUUUGA
This is a messenger RNA of Scomber scombrus (Atlantic mackerel), 1620 nucleotides long. RefSeq names its product serine incorporator 4 (gene serinc4). The transcript is spliced from 12 exons. The record is from RefSeq and is a predicted model, not a curated record. Gene Ontology annotation, cellular component: membrane. The coding region runs from base 1 to 1620 and encodes 539 amino acids. NCBI's taxonomy places the organism in Eukaryota, Metazoa, Chordata, Actinopteri, Scombriformes, Scombridae.